Molecule: messenger RNA, 1134 nt
Organism: Penicillium angulare
Lineage: Eukaryota; Fungi; Ascomycota; Eurotiomycetes; Eurotiales; Aspergillaceae
Exons: 1
Coding region: 1-1134 (377 amino acids)
Source: RefSeq, a predicted model, not a curated record
AUGUCGAAUGAUGAGAUUCCGGCUUGCUGCAUCCAGUAUACGAUAGAGUGGAAAGUCACGGUCAACAAGAAAGUGAUCUCACGAGACACGGAACAAGACGUUGCCCUGACGCCAAGUGCUUACUGGCCAAUGACACUGAGGGGUAAGUUGGAAAAGUUGCUCGCAGGCAAAACCUCUAGCAAAGGAAGGGUCAGGUCGGAUGAUACUUCGAUCGUUGUUUAUGUGAACGACCGCUCCCAACGCGACCUAAUAAAGCGAUUUGAUCAUCUUGAUAUCGACUGGACGGCUGUAGAACAACAGCUCCUCAAGUGGGGGCAGCCCUUUUGCCAAGGCAAGAAAUUAAGGUUAAGUAUUACCUUUGAAUAUGUCGAGGAAGACUGUCUCUCCAAAACUACCUCUGGGCGAGUUGAAAAGAGAGGCCGGUCUUCGGCUACUAAACGGAUGCUCAACGAGCGAGACGCUCAACUAGAUGCUGAAGAGGCCACAUCUGGACAAGAGUCGAUUUGGCGAGCUGUGUACAAUCUGAUGCGUUGUCCUUCAUCAUCAUGCCAUCUUGGUCGACAUUGCUGGCAAGAUCCACAUGGGAAAAAACACUAUGGAUUACGAACUCAUCAUUUGAAACGCUUGAUCGCGUUAGUGGAAAAAGGCGGCACGUUGCAGUCGCACGAAGACGUCCCUGAAGAUUUCCGUGAGGAUUUAUAUAUCGAAGAGCAGCACAGACUAGAGAGUCAACAAUCCAAGAGCAACAAGUCCGUUGGCACCACAGGAAGCUGCCAUCCUAUAAAUAUUCAUUUCAAUGGCACGUCUCACUCAGAAUCUCAUAACCCCACCGCAGCUCCGGUGAUGCUUCCACCGCCAAUGGACCAAGGCCAAGGUGACUUCAUCAUUCCUGGGCUUCGAGAUGAGGCAGUCACAGAGUAUAGCGCAUGGCAUGAAAGCAAUGUCGCCGACGAUAAACUGAAAGCGCAAUUCCGACAAAUUUGCGAUAUCGCACUUGCCAAUGGUUUAGAUCUUCAACUGAUCUAUCAGGACCAAGAUCCAUCAUUUUUCGUCGACCAAGGAAUUCUUGUGGGCAUUGCUCGUCAAUUCGUAAGAGAUAUCACGAAAUGGGCAAACUAUGUGAGCACUGUUUGA